AUGGCUGCCGAAAAGGCCGCUCUCGCCUCUGGCGCUGACCUGGGCGAUGGCCUGAGAAAGCGACAGGUUGCCUCACCAGGCGCGCCCUCGCUCAAUGCAUCUCAGCCAGAUGACAAGAAGAAGCUUGCGAAGAAGGAGAAAUCUUUCUUCGAAGUGUUUGCAGAUAUAGAGUCCAUCGUUGCCCCGCUGAUCUUCACGGCCGUUGCCAUCUUCACGCGAUUGUAUAAAAUUGGCAUUAGCGAUAUCGUCACUUGGGAUGAGGCUCACUUUGGCAAGUUUGGCAGCUACUACAUCAAGCAUGAAUACUACUUCGACGUCCACCCUCCCCUCGGAAAGAUGCUGGUUGGUCUCUCUGGAGUCCUCGCCGGCUACAACGGAUCCUUCGAAUUCAAGUCUGGCGAGAAAUACCCCGAAGAUGUCAACUACACCUUUAUGCGAGCCUUUAAUGCCGCCUUUGGCAUUGCCUGCAUCCCCAUGGCCUACUUUACCGCCAAGGAGCUCAAGCUGACUCGGCCUGCCGUCUGGCUCGUUACGCUGAUGGUUCUCUGCGAAAACUCUUACACCACAAUCAGCCGUUUCAUUCUUCUCGACUCCAUGUUGCUCUGUGGAACCUUUGCUACCACUCUUUGUUGGGCCAAGUUCCACAAUCAGCGACGCAACAGCUUCGAGCCCGAGUGGUUCUUCUGGCUCUUCAUGACUGGUGUGAGCAUUGGAUGUGUUUGCAGCGUCAAGCUCGUGGGUCUCUUUGUUACUGCUCUAGUCGGUCUUUACACAAUUGAGGAUCUCUGGACAAAGUAUGGUGAUAGGAGAAUGCCGAUUCCUGUUCUCGCCGCUCACUUUUCCGCUCGUGUCGUGGGACUCAUCGUCGUUCCUUUCCUCAUCUACAUGCUCUCGUUUGCUCUGCACUUCGCUAUUCUCGAUUCCACCGGUCCCGGCGAUGCCCAGAUGAGCUCUCUCUUCCAAGCCAACUUGAAGGGAACCGAAGUCGGCAAGAACAGCCCUCUUGAGAUUGCCAUUGGAUCUCGCGCCACUAUCAAGAACAUGGGUUAUGGCGGUGGUCUUCUUCACUCUCACGUUCAGACCUACCCCGAGGGCUCUGGCCAGCAACAAGUCACCUGCUACCACCACAAGGAUGCUAACAACGAUUGGUUCUUCUACCCCAACCGCUACGAGCCCGACUAUGAUCCCGAAGGUGAUCUGCGAUUCAUCGGCGAUGGAUCAGUCAUUCGCCUCAUUCACGCCCAGACCGGCCGCAACUUGCACUCUCACGACAUUGACGCUCCCGUUUCCAAGUCCCACCGCGAGGUUUCCAGCUACGGUAACCUCACUGUUGGAGAUGAGAAGGAUCACUGGCAGAUUGAAGUCGUCCGGGAUGCGGCAUCUCGUGACCGCAGCAAGAUCCGCACCCUGACUACUGCUUUCCGUCUCAAGCACACUGCAAUGGGCUGCUAUCUUCGAGCUGGCAAUGUCAACCUUCCCCAAUGGGGCUUCAAGCAGAUUGAAGUCACUUGCGACAAGCAAAACAAUCCUCGUGACACUUAUACUCACUGGAACGUUGAGGCUCACUGGAACGACAAGCUCCCUGAGAGUGACCCUAAUGUUUACAAGUCGCCCUUUAUUCACGACUUCAUCCAUCUCAACGUAGCCAUGAUGACAUCCAACAACGCCCUUGUGCCGGAUCCCGAUAAGCAGGACGAUUUGGCCUCCCAGUGGUGGCAAUGGCCCAUCCUCAACGUGGGACUUCGUAUGUGCGGCUGGGAUGACAACAUUGUCAAGUACUUCCUCCUCGGCAACCCAUUCAUCUACUGGGGCAGCACGGUAUCUCUCGGCCUCGUCGGUCUCGUUGUGGCCUGGUACAUUGUGCGAUGGCAGCGUGGUUACAGGGAGCUCGACAACAAGGAGAUUGACCAGAUCCACUACGCCGGUAUCUAUCCCGUCAUCGGCUGGUUCUUGCACUAUCUUCCUUUUGUUAUCAUGGCGCGUGUAACCUACGUGCACCACUACUACCCUGCCCUGUAUUUUGCCAUCCUGUCUCUGGGCUUCUUGGUCGAUUGGACCAUGAGAAACCGCGCAGCCGUCGUGCAGGGCGUCAUCUAUGGCGUCCUGUACAGCGUCAUUAUCGGGCUUUAUAUCCUGUUUAUGCCCAUCUGCUGGGGUAUGACGGGAAACAACCAACAGUAUUCGUACCUGAAAUGGUUUGACAACUGGCGCAUCAGCGAUUAA
Messenger RNA from Trichoderma gamsii, 2223 nucleotides. Its product is annotated as dolichyl-phosphate-mannose-protein mannosyltransferase. The record is from RefSeq and is a predicted model, not a curated record. NCBI's taxonomy places the organism in Eukaryota, Fungi, Ascomycota, Sordariomycetes, Hypocreales, Hypocreaceae. Gene Ontology annotation, cellular component: membrane; endoplasmic reticulum. Bases 1 to 2223 code for a protein of 740 amino acids. The transcript is spliced from 5 exons. Gene Ontology annotation, biological process: protein O-linked glycosylation via mannose. Gene Ontology annotation, molecular function: dolichyl-phosphate-mannose-protein mannosyltransferase activity.